Aspergillus clavatus NRRL 1 is the source of this 1245-nucleotide messenger RNA. Its product is annotated as putative protein kinase. The record is from RefSeq and is a predicted model, not a curated record. The coding region runs from base 1 to 1245 and encodes 414 amino acids. Gene Ontology annotation, molecular function: protein kinase activity; ATP binding. Gene Ontology annotation, biological process: protein phosphorylation. Lineage: Eukaryota; Fungi; Ascomycota; Eurotiomycetes; Eurotiales; Aspergillaceae. The transcript has 5 exons.
AUGGCAUACCUCUUCAACUCGUGGAGAACCACCCUUCGCCGCAAGUUCCCAUCCUCAAGAACUCCAAAAAUCAAACCUUACACUACUCUACCAUUCGAAACGCCCAUAGAGGAGGAGACUUUGCCUCAUUAUAAACCCGAACAGUACUUCCCGGUCAAUAUCGGGGAUGUAUACGAUAAAAGGUACCAGGUCACGGGCAAGAUUGGCUAUGGGGCGUACUCUACAAGUUGGCUAUGCCGAGAUCUCCAGGACAACAGAUACCGAGUACUGAAGGUGUCCACGUCACUGCCGAAAUUCCCUAGUGCUACUGAUCGUGAGCUGAAGAUCUACGAGCAUCUUUCGAAAGUCAAUUCCACACAUCAAGGCCAAUCGCUAAUCCGCGAGCUUUAUGAUUCAUUUGAACUUCAAGGACCGGUCAGCAAGCACAGCUGCUUGGUUCUACAACCAAUGCACAUGACGCUUCUUGAGAUGAUGGGGCUGAAUCCACAUCCAUUUGAUAUUCUCCUGCUCAAGAUGACCGUUGAACGGCUUCUAUUAGCCCUUGACUUCUUGCACACUGAAGCCAACAUAACUCACACUGAUCUAAAGACGGACAAUUUGAUGCUUAGUCUAGAGGAUAACACCAUGCUGGCAGAUCUUGUAAAAGCAGAGGCCGAGAAUCCCAGCCCUCGGAAGAAAAUUGAUGAGUUACAUAUUAUCUACAAAAGCCGGAAAUUCCGCCGGCCGGUAGAAGGCAGAGGCUAUGGUCUCCCAAUCCUAUGUGACUUCGGUGAGGCACGGAUUGGCAAAAGACAGGAGUCUGGCCCGUUUGUUCAGCCACAUAUUUAUAGAGCACCGGAGAUUAUAUUUGAAAUGCCGUGGGGGAGUGCUGUCGACAUCUGGAACCUGGCUGGUUUGAUUUGGGACCUCUUUGAAGGAGAGCAUCUUUUCGGGGACAUAUUCGACAUUAAGGGCGGCCAUGACCCCUUUAAGCAUCUAGCACUGAUGACUGCCUUGAUUGGGCCACCACCGAGCGAAUUUGUCAAACGCAGCGAGACAACGGAGCAGUGUUUUGACCCCAGCGGCGCCUGGGUUGCAAAUGAGGAUGCAGUCUUACCAUUGGUUUCCUUGGAGAGUCUGGAGAAGCGACUUACUGGACACGAGAAAAAACUGUUUCUCCAGUUUCUAAGGUCAAUGCUCAAGUGGCUGCCAGAGGAACGCUGGACGGCACGGCAGCUGCUUGAGCAUCCAUGGCUGGCCAUGUAA